This is a messenger RNA of Dentiscutata erythropus, 479 nucleotides long. NCBI's taxonomy places the organism in Eukaryota, Fungi, Glomeromycota, Glomeromycetes, Diversisporales, Gigasporaceae. The record is from the annotation of a GenBank genome assembly.
GUGAUCAUGCUUUAAACAUUCUAUUAGCCUCUGAUGAAUUCGAACUUCAUAACUUAACGGAAUGUGCACAAGAUCACAUAAUAAAAUAUCAUUCUUCAUGGAUAGCUUCUAAUCUCCUAAUAUUAAUUCGUAUUGUAUCUCAUAAUGAUCACUUCAAAAAAUUACGUAUACAUGUUCUAAGGCUUAUAUGUCGAAGUCCUCUCAUCCUUUUUGAAUCUGAGGAUUUCCUUACUUUAGAUGAAGAUGCUCUGAAAUACAAAUGGGGUAUUGCAAAUUCUGAGGUAGAUCAAGAUCCAACAAAUUGGACUGCUCAGGAUUUCGCUGCAUUUCGAGAAUGUGUCGCUCGUUGUAUUCCAUUGGUCAGGUUUUUUCAAAUGUCAAGCAAUGAUUAUUAUAUCAAAGUUCGAAAAGUAUUUAAAAAAGUUAUUCCUGAGGAAAUCGAUGAACUAGUUUUACAAUAUCAUCUUAAUCCUGGUACU